CUGUGGCUGCAGCAACUGCAAAAACUGCAAGAAAAAAACCCACCAUUGAUUCACCCCCUCCACAGCAGCUACUCUUCCUCCUCCUCCAUUAUUUCCUUCCCUUUUUUUUUACCUUCCAUUCCUCCUCCAUUUACUGCCUCUUCUUCUCUUCUCCCUCAGCUUCUAAAAAGGGCCAAACCCGCCCACAAGAUUUUCUCCUCCGCUCCUUUCCCUUUUUUCUCACCCCCUCCCUCCCAUCUGCUUAUUCUGGCUCUCCCGACCAUGGAAGCUUUUAGCCUCCUCAAGUACUGGCGCGGCGGCGGCGGCGGCGGCGGGGACCCUCGCGCCGCUUCCGUCCCGGCCACCACCAUCUUCGCCACCGCCUCCGCCACCGCCGUCCCCCGCUCCUCCCCCGAGACCGACGACGACGACGACGACGACGACGGAGACGACGGGCCGUUCUUCGACCUGGAGUUCGCCCCGGUCCCCGACGACGAGGACGACGAGGAAAAGCCCGAGGUGGAGGAAGAGGAGAGGCGGAAACAGGACGAGCCCGGCAACGACGAAGACGACAGUGCCAGUGAAUGCGGAGGUGGCGACGACGUGGACAGAGAGUUCGACUUCACGCUCUCUUCUGGGUCGUCCGGGUCGAGCCACGACUGCACGGACGCGAACAUUGCGUCGUCUCUCUCUCCCUCCGACGACCUCUUCUUCAAAGGGAAGCUCGUGCCCAUCGAGCCCUCCUCCGACCCCGACUCCACCAAGCCUCCGUCGUUUGCCGCCGCCGCCUCGCUGCUGAAAUCUGCCACUAAGUUUCGCGUCUUCAUGUUGGGUCUCAAGAAGUCAAAGCCCAUGAACACGUUGGAGAAAGCAGAGAAAACAGAGACCUCGGAAGAGCCGUGCCUGACAGUCAUAACGCCGCCACAGAGAGCGAGAGCGCAAGAACGGGGCAACAACAACAAGCAAAGCAGCAGCAGCAGCAACAAGUUCUUGACCGUGAAGUUUAAGGUCGAGGAAGUCCCGCUCGUAUCUCUCUUCACUCGCGACAACAGCUCGAGGAGCGCCUCCGGUGCGAAGCCGCCGCAGAAACAGACAUCCGAGGAAGACGCGGCGAGCGGCGACGAGAGACGCUUCGCGAGGGAGGCGAUGCGGCGGUAUCUGAAGAAGGUGAAGCCGUUCUACAUCCGCGUCUCCAAGCGGUACGGCGAGAGGUUGGGACUCUCUGGGCAGCUCGGCCACACCGUGUUUGAGCCGACGGUAGGCGAGAAGAGCCGGUCCAAGGCCUCGGCCGUGGCGGAGGUGGGCAGCAGUGGCCACGGGAGUAGCCAGAGGCAGGGGCAGGGGCAGGGGCAGGGGAGCAGUAGCAUCCCGGCUGGGCUGAGGGUGGUGUGCAAGCAUCUGGGGAAGAGCCGCUCGGCCUCGUCGGCCGUGGCCGCAGCGCCGGGAGGGCAGGCGGCGGCGGCGGCAGCGUCGAGGAGGGACGAUUCGCUGCUGCAACAGCAGGAUGGGAUCCAAAGCGCCAUCUUGCAUUGCAAGAGAUCCUUCAACGCCUCGCGAGAUUCGGAGUCGUCGCUGUUGGCGAGGUCAGUGAGCGAUCCGCUGCGCAAGGAUGCAUCAAGAAGUUCGCCGGAGGACGGAAAAUGAAGACGGAAAGCGCGGGAAGAAAACACGAAAAAUAAAAGACAGCCGUACUACCAUAUAUGAUGGGUGGCGUGGUUUUUCGAUGUUCGAAAUCAUUGCCCAAUGAAAGGGACGAGAAGGAAAUGAUUAAAUUUUUCCAUCAGUCGUCACCCGUCUUUUCCUCCACUGUAAAUUUUCUAGGAAAAUAUAGGGAAUUAGGUAAGGAUAAAAGAUUAAGCGGGGCGGUCUUCUUCCUCACGGGAAGUGAGAGAGAGGAAGGAGAAUCGUAUCCAGAUCUUUUGUGUAUGUGUUCUUUGCAUUUCGGUGAUGUGAUCUGCAGCAGCAGCAGCACGCAUCGCUUUCUUCAAAUAUAUCUAUUAUCGGAAUUAGCGAA
Molecule: messenger RNA, 1993 nt
Organism: Syzygium oleosum
Lineage: Eukaryota; Viridiplantae; Streptophyta; Magnoliopsida; Myrtales; Myrtaceae
Product: probable membrane-associated kinase regulator 2
Exons: 2
Coding region: 262-1623 (453 amino acids)
Cellular component (GO): plasma membrane
Source: RefSeq, a predicted model, not a curated record